AUGUCUUCCGAACAGUCCAUUGCCCAGCAGCUUCUCCAAAAGCACGCCGAGGAUCCCCACCAUGUCACCGUUGAAGACGUUCCCGACGAAGAACUCACUUCCAACCUGGCGAAAGAUGGUUCUGCGUCUUGGGUGGCUUCUGCAACCAGCAACUCUGCUGGGAAAAAGAAAGAGACCCUCGAUACGCAGUCGCAUGAAGUGUUUCCAGAACUCGGAUCGUCAAAGGGCAAGAGCGCCAAUGUUGCCCCUAUCUGGGGUGCCAAGAGCGGCGUCAACGGCAAGAAUCAUGGCGCCGCCGCCACCACUAAUGGAACCUCACACUCCUCACCUUCUGCGUCUGGAACUACCACGCCAUCCAAAGCCGCUACCCCUUCAAUGAUUAUUCCCGGUCGCAACGUCGAAACAGUGACUCUGGAGCCUCAAUUCAUCCUUCCCCGCGGCCAACUGAAGCGUCCUAUCCCAGAUAUUCUGAAGGACAUCAAUCGAAAGUCGCGAGCCAACAUUACCAUGGCCACGGCGCCAAACGGCCGUCUUCGAUUUGACGCGACCGGUCCUCAGGAGGUUGCUCAACAGGCUCUCAAGGAUUUGGUCCAGCAAAUCGGCACGAGGACAUCCAUCAAAGUGGCCAUCCCCUUUUCCGCUCGAGCUCAAGUCAUUGGCAAGGGGGGCUCCAUGAUCCGGGCUUUGCAAGACAAGACUGGUGCCAAGAUUCAGCUUCCCAAAAUUGAGGACAAUGCUCUCUUGGCUGAUGACGACGAGGCUACCAUUGACGUGACCGUGGAAGGAAAUGCACUCUCUGCGGCGUCCGCCCGGAACGAGCUCCUCAAGAUUGCUAGCGAACGACCAGCCACCGUACAGACCAAAGUUCGUGGCGUUCCUGCUGCGUUCUAUCCUUUUAUCGCCGGACCUGCCAACUCGCUGGCUCAGGCCUUGGAAGAGAACCACGGGAUUCAGGUCCGGGUACCAGCGCACCAGGCUAUCUCGGGGGCUCCCAUCCCCGCCGCCCCGCUAGCUGGGCAGCGGCCCGUUUUUGUAGCCGCUGGCCCCGAGGAGGAACACAUUCAGCUUGCUGGAGACAGAGAAGCCGUGCAGCAGGUGCGUGCCGAAAUCGAGCGCCAAGUCGCAGAGCUGCGAAAGCAACUCGAGCUCGAGCAGCUCUCUAUCCAGAGAGGCCGACAUCAGUUCAUCAUUGGGGGUCGUGGUGUGGCAUCGGAGGAGUUCUUUGCGGAGACUGGAUGUGCCAUCCUCCUCCCAUCCGAGGAGGAUGACGACAUGGUCACCAUCAUUGGCCCUGCCAGUCGCGUACACUCCGGCGUCGAGAAGGCCAUGGACCUGGCAAUGGGCAUGCAAAUGUCCAACAUGGAUGUUGCUAGGUUCCACCGCGGGGCCCCGGGCGGUGCUGCUGCCCAUGCCGGACAUGUGACGCGCUAUCUCCGCCAUCGCAAGGAAAUUGACCGCCUUGAGAAGCUCUACAACACCCACAUCAACACUCCCUUUUCCCAAGAUGGCGCCUUGCCCUGGGAGCUGUACUCUCGGGAAGGGAAGAACGCUAUCCGUGCUCAGUCUGAAAUCACCAGCAUCAUCAGCGGCCAUCCUCCUGCUCGGAUGCUGCCCGUCAGCAUCGAUCCUUUCUUUCACCAGCAUCUGCGCACCGACGUCACUCCCAAGGUCAAGAAAGACUUUGGCGUUCACAUCGUGGUGCCCGAAGCAUCCGAGACAGAUGCCCAGGUACUGCUGGUAUUUGAAGGCCCUGAUCCCGACGAGGGCGCCUACCAACUGCCCAAAACGAAGCCCUCCAACGCGGAACUGCUCGCGUUCAAGAAGUCUCUUCAAGACGCCGAAAAGCACAUAUUGGAUCUCAUCAACAAGCAGGAAUCCCUGUCCAGUGCGUCCCUGGAGGUGCCGGCCAAGUAUCACGAGCGGCUCAGACGCUUCAUUAAAAAGGAGCAAGAGAACCGUGCUCUUGACCAGAUUCCCAUUCGCGUCACCAAGGUUGGAACCACUGUGACGCUGCGUGGCCCCAAGUCCCUUGUGGAUGCCCUGGUGACCAAAGCCGAGGCCUUUAUCGAGCAAGAGAAACAGGAUGAGAAGGAACGAGGCUUCACCCUGACUUUUGAGUUCCCGCAGAAGUUUGCAAACCACCUCAUUGGCAAAGGCGGCAGCAACAUCAAGGAGCUUCGGGACCGAUUCGACGUGGAAAUCCAGGUCCAAGAGGGGCAAGUUGAGCUCAAGGGACCCAAGGCUAAAGCCGAGGAAGCUCGGCGAUACAUUCAGAACCUCGGCCGGGCUCUGGCUGAUGAGAUUACGCACGUGCUCAAGAUCGACCCCAAGUACCACCGCGAGCUCAUUGGAGCUCAGGGGAGCCAGAUCAGUCGCCUCCAGACCCGCUACAAGGUGCUCAUCUUUUUCCCUCGGUCAGCCAAGGCAACCACCGAUGAUCAAUCCGCUGCUGUUGACGCGGCCGGCGAAGCCGCCAAGCCUCGACGUCAGCAGGCUCCUGACGAGGUGAUCAUCCGGGGCCCGAAGAGGGGUGCGGAUGAGGCUCGUGACGAGAUCUAUUCUCUGCACAAGUAUCUCGAGGAGCACUCGGUGACGGAUACCGUUUCUGUCCAGCAGAAGCAGGUUGGGUCUCUGAUUGGCCAGGGCGGCGCGGCUCUGGAUGAGCUGCGACAGACCACCGGGGCGCGCAUCGACGUCCCCGCCGACCGUGAUGCAGACGUUGUGGAAAUCUCCAUCAAGGGCACUGCUGCCCAAGUAGCCAAAGCUCGCAAGAUUCUCGAAGAGAAGCGAGCGGUUUUUGACGACACUGUAGUCAAGACAAUCGAGGUGGACAAGAAGCAUCAUAAAGCGCUGAUUGGCUCUGGCGGCUCGAGCCUCAGGGAGAUUGUUGUCGGAGCCGGUGGGUCAGACGACCGGCGCGAGCUCGCUCGCACGAUCCAGUUCCCCAAGCAGGACGCGGAUGCGAACGUGAUCAAGGUCGAGGGGCGCACCGACGUGGUGCAGAAAAUCAUGGCGCGCAUCCAGGAGAUUGUUGCCGAGCGCGACAGCCAGGUGACGGAAAUGGUUGAAGUGCCCAUCGAGCAUCACCGAUCUCUGAUUGGACGAGGCGGCGAGACCAAGCGUCAAAUGGAGACGAAAUUUGGCGUUUCAAUAGAUGUGCCGAGGCAGGGCGACGGGAAGACGGGCGUCAAGGUGACUGGCCGGCCAGAGAAGGUGGCUCUGGCAAGGGAACACAUGUUGAGCCUCAUACAGCAGCAGCAGGGAGAAGUGGUUCAGAUCCCUCGCAACGCUCACCAUGCUGUUUCCAGCAACGGGCAGCUGUUCCGCCAGCUUCGAAACAACCACCAGGUCACGGUGGAUCACGCCGGCCACGCCGUUCCCCAGAAACCCGACGGUUCGGCCAGGGCGCACGCCGGGCCUCUGCCCCUCAUCACGGACGAUGCCGGGGCGGCGGCAGACGCUCACUCUUGGAAGGUAGUCAAGACGGUGUCGACGGAAGAAGGAGACAUUCCCUGGGUCUUGCGAGGGUCGCCGGAAAACGUGCAAAAGGCAAAGGAGAUGAUCCAGAAGGCCUUGGAGCAGUCCAAAAAGACGGACGCCACGGGCUACCUCGUCCUGCCCGAUCCCAAGACUUACCGCCACGUAAUCGGGCCCAACGGCUCCAAAGUCAACGCCAUCCGACAGCAGAGCAACUGCCGGAUCCAAGUGCCACGAGACCAGGCACGAGACGAAGCCAUCGAGAUUGUUGGCACGCAAGAGGGUGUGGAAAAGGCCAAGGAUCUGAUCCUGGCGGCUGUGCGAGAGGGACAAAGGCCCCGAGAAUAG
Ustilaginoidea virens is the source of this 3825-nucleotide messenger RNA. RefSeq lists its product as uncharacterized. The coding region runs from base 1 to 3825 and encodes 1274 amino acids. Gene Ontology annotation, cellular component: cytoplasm; nucleus. Lineage: Eukaryota; Fungi; Ascomycota; Sordariomycetes; Hypocreales; Clavicipitaceae. The record is from RefSeq and is a predicted model, not a curated record. Gene Ontology annotation, biological process: nuclear division. Gene Ontology annotation, molecular function: mRNA binding. The transcript has 3 exons.